Messenger RNA from Vigna unguiculata (cowpea), 2958 nucleotides. Its product is annotated as putative disease resistance protein RGA4. The record is from RefSeq and is a predicted model, not a curated record. Gene Ontology annotation, molecular function: ADP binding. NCBI's taxonomy places the organism in Eukaryota, Viridiplantae, Streptophyta, Magnoliopsida, Fabales, Fabaceae.
UCGAAAAACAAAGAAGAAAGAAGAAUAAAAUAGUUCCAGAGGGUACAGAAGUUGACUUUGAGACAAGAGUUUUGCGUUGUUCAGAUCUCUGGUGUUUGGGUUGAUGAUCAUGGCCGAAUCAUUUCUCUUCAGCAUCGCCGAUUCACUCAUAGCAAAGCUUGCGUCUCAGCUUUAUGAAGAAGCUUCUCGGGUGAUGGGUUUGUAUCAGCAUCUGCAAGAGUUUACAAGAACUCUCUCAUUAGUCAAAGCUGUGUUGUUGGAUGCUGAGCAGAAGCAAGAGCACAACCACGAGCUGCGGGAAUGGCUGAAGCAGCUGAAGCGUGUCUUCUCCGAUGCCCAAGAUGUGCUCGAUGAAGUUGAGUGCCAAACGCUGCAAAAUCAAGUUGUCAAAGCUCAUGGUACCACCAAAACCAAGGUUGGUCGCUUCUUCUCAACCUCUAAUCCACUUGUUUUUCGUUACAAGAUGGCUCAACAAAUUAAAGAUAUCAACAACAGACUAGACAAGGUUGCUGCUGAUAGGCAUAAGUUUGGUCUUCAAACAAUUGAUGUUGACACACGUGUUGUGCAUCGAAGAGAGAUGACACACUCCCAUGUGAGUGAUUCAGAUGUGAUUGGAAGGGAACAUGACAAAGAAGAGAUCAUACAUCUUUUGAUGCAGAAGAAUCCCAUUGAUGUUGAUAAAAGUCUCCCUGUUAUCCCCAUUGUGGGAAUGGGAGGUUUGGGAAAAACCACACUUGCAAAGUUUGUGUUUAAUGAUGCCAGGAUAAACGAGUGCUUCCCAUUAAAGAUGUGGGUGUGUGUUUCAGAAAACUUUGACAUUAAGCAAAUGAUUGUUAGAAUUAUCAAUUCUGCUAACGAUUCUGCUUCACACUCUCAUGCUCCUGGUUUCCAACAGAAUUUGAACAUACUAGACAUGGAGCAGCUGCAAAAUCAAUUGAGAAACAAACUUGUUGGUGAAAAGUUCUUACUUGUCUUGGACGAUGUAUGGAAUGAAGACCGUGUUAAAUGGGUUGAGUUGAGGGCUUUAAUACAAGUAGGUGCUGCUGCAGGAAGUGCAGUUCUAGUGACUACUCGUAGUCACUCCAUUGCAUCCAUGAUGGGCACGGUUUCCUCUCACAUUUUAGAAGGUCUUUCUUUGGAGGAUUCAAUAUCUCUGUUUGUCAAAUGGGCAUUUAAAGAAGGAGAAGAGGAAAAUUAUCCUCAUUUGAUAAAUAUUGGCAUAGAUAUUGUGAAAAAAUGUAGAGGGAUUCCAUUGGCAGUGAGAACUAUAGGGAGUUUAUUAUUUUCCAAAUUUGAAGCAAAUGAGUGGGAAUAUGUGAGAGACAGAGAAAUUUGGAAUUUACCGCAGAAAAAAGAGGAUAUUUUACCUACACUCAAAUUAAGUUAUGAUCUUAUGCCAUCCUAUUUGAGGCAAUGCUUUGCUUUGUUUUCCCUUUACCCAAAGGAUUAUGAAUUCGUUAAUUUUGAGGUAGCUAAUCUUUGGGGUGCACUUGGACUCCUUGGGUCUCUGAAAAAGAAUAUGACACAAGAUGUUGCCAAUCAGUAUUUCUGUGAACUACAGUCAAGAUCUUUUAUUCAAGAUUUUGUGAGCUAUGGGACAGUUUAUACAUUUAAAAUACAUGAUUUGGUGCAUGAUCUAGCCUUGUUUGUUGCAAAAGAUGAGUGUCUACUAAUAAAUUCCCACGUUCAAAGUAUACCUGAGAGUAUUCGUCAUCUGUCAUUUGUCGAAAACGAUUUGGAUGACAAAUCAAUCAGUUCAAAAUCAGUAGGUGUGAGAACCAUUCUCUUUCCUAAGGAUGGUGUUGGUGCCAAGAGUGAAGCUUUCUUUACAUUGGUUUCAAGGUACAAAUACUUGCAUAUUUUGAAUUUAAGUUAUUCUUCAGUUGAAACUUUGCCUUAUUUCAUUGGGAAGUUAAAACAUUUGAGAUCUCUCUGUCUUUAUAAUAACAAGAAAAUCAGGGGACUCCCUGAUUCUAUUUGUAAGCUUCAAAGUUUGCAAGUGUUGGACCUUGGUGGAUGCAUGGAGCUGGAAGCAUUACCCAAAGGAUUAAGAAAAUUGAUCAGUCUUCGAGAUUUUGUCAUAACCACAAAGCAAGCUGUUUUGCCCGAGAAUGACAUUGCAAACUUGAGCUCUCUUCAGUAUUUGACUAUUCAAUGUUGUGAUAAUGUGGAGUCUUUAUUCUCAGGGAUAGAACUUCCUUAUCUGAAAGCAUUGACUGUUAAUAGCUGUAAGAGGCUAGAAGCUUUGCCACUUGACAGUAAGCAUUUUCCUGCAUUAGAGACGUUGUGUAUUGGGAACUGUGACCAAUUGGAAUUGUCCAAGGGUCAUGAAGACCAGAAGUUCAUCUUAAAGUUAAAAGCAAUACUAUUUACUUCAAUGCCACAGAUAGAGACAUUGCCUCAUUGGCUUCAAGGAUCUAUUAAAACACUACUAUCCUUGAGACUAGAACACUGCCACAAUCUUGAGGUGCUUCCUGAUUGGCUACCAAUGGUAACUUGUCUGAAAGCACUUGACAUCAAAGAUUGCUCGAAGUUGCAUUCUCUUCCAGAUGGCAUCAAUUGCCUCACUGCCCUUGAACGUUUACAAAUCAUAGACUGUCCUGAAUUAUUCAGAAAAUACACGCUGUAAGUCGGAGAGUAUUGGACCAAAUGUCAUACUUAGCAUUGUUGAAAGAAAAGAUCUGGAAUAAAAAGUAAAUAGAAGAGGGAGUGAAAAGUUUCAACUACCUUGAUAAAUGUUGAAGGUCUUUCCGUUCUUUUUUCUAGGUUCUGUAAUGCAGAUUGUUUUUUCUAAAGCACUUUUUAAAUUAUUUUGAUUUAUGUUUUAUGGGUGAUAGUUGUUCCUUGAACCCAUGGAUCGCACUAUGGGUGAUUGCUUGAUGUAGACCAUGAUGAUGACAUCUCUUCUAUGUUACUCUUUCCUUUUUUUUCUUGUAUAGAAAUUUAGAUUUUAGUGAA